Molecule: messenger RNA, 273 nt
Organism: Rodentolepis nana
Lineage: Eukaryota; Metazoa; Platyhelminthes; Cestoda; Cyclophyllidea; Hymenolepididae
Source: the annotation of a GenBank genome assembly
CGGUGCUUUGAAGAUGAUGAGGUCGUUCGGGAUUGUAUACUUAGCUGGCCAGUCAGCAACGAAAACUUGAUCUUCUUUGAGGAACGCCAAGAUCUAUUUGGUAUCUUUGAAGAUCCACAGGAUAUUCUUGAAAAGGAUGGUUCGAAUCGACUGCCGCCCUUCAAGGAUUACUUAUACAUUCUACAACCGAAUAACAAAUGGAAGCGACGAUACUGCGUUCUUAGAAGUUCUGGACUCUAUGCCUCGAAGAAAUAUGGAACUGAGGUGAGCUAG